Molecule: messenger RNA, 3212 nt
Organism: Mytilus californianus (California mussel)
Lineage: Eukaryota; Metazoa; Mollusca; Bivalvia; Mytilida; Mytilidae
Exons: 7
Coding region: 188-1123 (311 amino acids)
Source: RefSeq, a predicted model, not a curated record
AGGGGGCAUGAGUAUUCACGUUCGAUAUGCAACACGGAAGUAAAAUAACUACGCCUAUAGUUUAAGAAAAUACAUACUGCUACUUAAGAAUUGUACUUCAAGUGUCAUUCUCAGUAAGGUAAAAUGACAAAAUAUGGAAAUAUUUGAAACGAAAUUAAAAAAGGACGGUUAAAGAAUCAGUACAGAAAUGGAAAUGAAAGAUAUACGUUCCUCCAGACACGGAGAGUUAAAUGGUGACAUUUCUUCAGCAAAACAUGACUAUGCCAGAAGAUCGUUUGACAAAUACUUGGCAAGUGUUGAUACGGAAAAUGCGAAUGAGCAAGUUUUAAAUCAAGUUACAGAUCUUCAGAAGCUUAUCAAGGAAAUUAAGACAAAAGAGACCACAAAAAUGGAUAACAUUGAGAAGCAGAUUACUGAAGAAUCCAUGGAAAUUGAAACAAUACGACAGAGACUUCAGUCUGUGACGAAAUCAAAAGAGCAACCAAAAGCAGACGACAGAAUAAAGUUCCGAGAAAAAUACAUCAUGUUCUGUGCGACCGAGAGAAAGCAUAUGUGCGAGUUACUUGGUAGUGCAGAGAAAACAUGUGAAAUAUUGAAGGAAUGUUACAAUCAUUGUGAGAAAUUACAUAAAUGCAAUCGAGAUAGUAUGGUCAAAGAUAAUCUUAUAUCACAAAAACCAAAUCCAAGGGAAUCCGAGGAUAUAUCACAAUUACAGAAACAGUUCUCAGAAGAGACGUCAAAAUCUUUGCUACAAAAUCUUCGAGACAACAGUUCAUCCACAAAUACCCUGUCAACAACAUAUUAUGAUUUAAAGAAACAAUUUGCAGAAACUGACAAGGAAAGGACUGACAUUUUUUUUGAAAAAUCCUUAGACAUUUGCUGGACAAUGGUAGCAUACUGUCCGCCAUUAAAAUUUUGCUUUGACAAACAUAUUAAAAUUGACUGUGAGCAAAAAAUAGACCUAACUGAAAAGGUGAGUCCAGAAUCUACAAAGAAGUCAUCUCAAAAGUCAAAGAAAUCCAAACAAGACACAGUGCAGCUUGAAUUGAAAUAUCCGGCUGUAGUACAGGCUCAGUACCUUAUUGCAAAAGGACUAAAACAGAAGAAAGUUUUCGGGAAAUGAAUAGACUUCCUCAGUAAAGGUGCAAAAUUGUACAAAUUAGACUUAAAAGGUAGAUUUAAUAUUUAUAUCGGAAUCGCACUGUUCCGAAUGUAAUGGAUAAUAAGAAAGAGAGAGAGAGAGAUGAACAAACACAUAUUGUAUUUGUUUAUUGAUGGUGUACAGUUUCCCUUGUGACAUUUAGUACAAUUCUGUUGCUGUGAAGGAGACAUAAUUAACUUAGAUAUUUCAUAGAUAUUUUGACCUGAUCAACUUUUAAGUUCUAUACCCAGAGUGUAAGUUUUCGACAAACUGCCAUCUUUGUCAUUCACUUUACUUUGUUAGAGUAAUAUGUUGUAUAUUUGCUCAAACAUAUGAAAUAACAUCCUUCCUUUUAGAAAAUAAUUCUUCAAAAAACUUAUUAUAUAACAGAAUACGUUUUACAUGUAAAAGAAGGAGACACCGUCUUUUUUUUUUAAUCUUACAAUAAAUAUGAUUAAUAAUAAAUAUCGCUCAUGACCUUGUAUGGUUUUCGUUGUUCUGUUUAUAGGACCGUAUAAGAGAUAUAUUCCAGAAUUAAGUCGUUGUGUGCACCAGGAUUGGUGCUUAUGUAAAUAAAUAAUUAAAAGACUUUUAAAAAAGUGUGUACCCUAAGGAAUUGAAGAAAGUCAAAUAAUCAAUUUAAUAUAUUAUGUCAGAAUUUCGAUUUUAAUGUGUGUAGCAUGUGCAAUAAUAAAAGAUAUAUUUACGAUGAUUUAGAGUGCUCAGGGUGAUUCUGUUUUCAUGUAAAAACAAGCAUAAGGAUGUGGUUAAAAUGUUAACCACUUAAAAUAAAUUUGGUAAAGUAAACUCUCCUGAAAUCUCAAUUCCAACUGAAUACAAUAACAUUUUUGUUAGUUAGGGAUGUUUAACGUCCUCAAAAGCAACUUAAUGCUCUUAGUCGGACGGAAAUAAAAUUUAUAUAAUUUUGUCUUAAAAAUUCAUGAAUCGGUAUUAAUGAUUGCGGUUAUAGUGCAGGCGGUUUGAGAAGUUGUUUCCUAUUGUUUUGUUUGUCUUUUCCUUGGUGCAAUUUAUGUAUGUUGUUCCUUACUGUAUAAUCAGAUUGUAGAAACAUUUAUUUUAUAAUAUUACACGGAUAAAAAAAGUACUGUAGAUACAACUCAUAUUCAAUGUAGACUGGUGACACAUCUAAUGUAAUACAGUUAAGCGUACCAAAUGAUGAAACAAAGCGCCAUUCACAUACAUUUUACUUGUUACUACCACAUAUAUAUAAAACUGGGGUUUUUCAUCGUUAAUUUCCACCUUAUAUCAAAUCGAAAUCAAAUCUGAUUUGUUUUUUAUCAUUGAUUGUUACGAACAUACUAGUAUUGUGUGAAUAAACUCAUCAUAGAUAAAAUGAUGUAGUCAUUAUUGUUUGAAUGUCAAGUAAAAUCAUUAUUGAAAAUAGUAUGGUUUGAGCAUGAUGGAUCCCAUUUAAAAAAAGUAAUGAAAUUCAAAGUAGACAGGAGACAAGUUUAUAGUAUUUAGUACUUUGACCGUUUUAAUCGAAAACAACUGUACACAUUUUAAACGAAAAAGGUCCUUAUAAUGUUUUUUUUCGAAAUGAUGCGUAACUAUAAUAUUAUUCUUACUUUAGAGUGGCAAACUUAAUCAGAAUGAAAACACCGAAGACGUUAAAAGAGAAAAACCUGUUUAUUUCGACACAAGUACGGAACCGCCCGGAUUGCUUGAAAUAUUGCAUCGCACUUGCCUGCAACUGUUUAAGUGCUGUAGGUUUGUUCUUUGAUCUACUCCCAUCCGGAGCUUGUACAUUUGAACCUAACUAACCUCAAAUCACGUGAUUCCUUAUAUCGCAAUAUAAGUGCUAAACGAUUUUUUCUAUAUAUAUUAUAUUUACCAAGAAAUGUGUUUUGCAUGCACACGUAUAAAAAUUGCGGGUUUUAUCCAACGCAAUCAUAGGUUUGAACGUUGUUUUCAAUUUAGACUUGUUUUUAUAUAUUUAUAUAUAUAAAACCUAAUUGUUGAAUUAACAUUGAUAAUUCUUUAUUUAUUAAUUCAGUUGACAGUUAUUACAAUAAAUGUAUCAUUCUGAAUAAAAACGUUUUAAAAACUA